UUUCUCAGCUGAUGCACGCCCACACUUCUGAUUCAUAAUCGGUGCCUACACAUCGAACUAGUGUGGAUCAAAUAUUCCCUGGAUAGCCAGAGGCAGCAAAAGACACAUCAGCGAAAAUCCCUUAAAGUUCUUUGGAAAUAAACAAACAAGGACCAUGGAGUUGGAUAUCUCUUUUCCAAUCAGCACCGCAGACGACUUUUAUGAUGAUCCGUGUUUCGACACCAGUGACAUGCAGUUUUUUGAGGAUUUGGAUCCCAGGCUGGUACACGCAGGUCUGUUAAAGCCAGACGACCAUCAGCAGAAUGAAGACGAACACAUACGUGCACCAAGCGGGCACCACCAAGCUGGUAGAUGCCUAUUGUGGGCAUGCAAAGCCUGCAAAAGGAAAACCACCAACUCAGAUCGCAGGAAAGCUGCAACUAUGCGUGAGCGGAGGCGGCUGUCGAAAGUCAAUGAUGCAUUUGAGAGCCUGAAGAGAUGCACGUCUACAAAUCCGAACCAGAGGUUGCCAAAGGUCGAGAUCCUCAGAAAUGCCAUCAGUUACAUCGAAUCUUUACAGUCCUUGCUUCGGGGGGGAGGACAAGAAGACAACUAUUACCCAGUGAUCGACCACUACAGCGGCGACUCUGACGCAUCCAGUCCGAGAUCCAACUGCUCUGAUGGCAUGGCUGACUUCACUAGGCCAUCUUGCACUUCAAGGCGAAGGAACAAUUAUGACAGCGCUUACUUCAGCGAAACACCAAAUGAUUCCAGAAACAACAAAAACACAGUUAUUUCCAGUCUGGACUGUCUAUCAAGCAUUGUGGAGAGGAUCACCACAGAAACCUCUCCCUGCCCCACUGUCCAGGAGGGCUCUGAGGGUAGUCCAUGCUCCCCUCAGGAGGGAUCCGUGUUGACUGAGCCAGUUGCGCCCCUCCCGUCACCUACCAGCUGUAUCCCUUCUUCGCACGAUCCCAACCCAAUUUAUCAAGUGUUGUGAGGAUACCGGCGUCUGAGACAGAGGAGAAGCCAACGGGCGAAGUGACUUUACAUUCUUCAGGACGAACUUAUUCCUUUACACACAUAACAGUUUAUACACUUGCCUUUGAGGUGUCAGCUAAAUUAACGAUUGCGUCCUUUUCAUGUCGGCCUAUAGCAAGUCCACGUUGUCCAGUAUCUUAAAUUAACAUUAUUCCUGUUUAAUCGUCAGCAAUGAUACGUCUUUGUCGAUGUAUGUAUGGAUGCACUGUGUCAAUGUCUGAGUGCUAUAAUUCUCUUUUGAGGACUGAAAAAUAGGUGGCACUAAAUUAAGUAUGUUAAGUAUGAAAUCAAUAAGAAAUUAAGUAUGUUUUUGACAGUUGCCCUUGCAUUUAGACAGAAAUAAUUGCACGUGAGGAAUGUACUUCUGGCUAGUAGCAGUGAUGACCAAUAGCUCAUUUUCAACAUUAAUAAUAAUUUAAUCUUUCGAUUCCUCUGCUUGGUAAAGAUUUCACACGAUAAUGAAUAGAACAUGAGGACCAUUUGUGUAUAUUUGUAAAUAAGAAAAUCUGCUGAAAAUCAAACACAAUCUUGACUUAUUUAAUGUUGCUUGUUGAAAAAUGCUUGUAUUGUUGUGCCAAAUGUUAAACUUUAUAUUUAUAAAAAACGAGUGUAUGUCAACAUUUUACUAAAUAAAUAUUUAUACGGAUUACCUUA
Clupea harengus (Atlantic herring) is the source of this 1674-nucleotide messenger RNA. Its product is annotated as myoblast determination protein 1 homolog 1. The record is from RefSeq and is a predicted model, not a curated record. Lineage: Eukaryota; Metazoa; Chordata; Actinopteri; Clupeiformes; Clupeidae. Gene Ontology annotation, biological process: skeletal muscle cell differentiation; muscle organ development; positive regulation of skeletal muscle fiber development. Gene Ontology annotation, molecular function: protein dimerization activity; RNA polymerase II cis-regulatory region sequence-specific DNA binding; DNA-binding transcription factor activity, RNA polymerase II-specific.